AUGACACAUUUAACUAAAAUAGUCGUAUUGGUUAUCUCAUUGUUAUUAGGAUUAACAGUUUCACAGUCAACUACUUAUCCAUGUCCAUUCUAUAGAUCUUUAUCAUUGGCAAGUCCUGUUGUAUCAGGUGACGAUGUCAUUAUACUACAAGGAUUGUUGGCUAGAUCAGUACCAGACCUUCCAAUCUCUGGUAUUUUCGAUGAAUUUACUGAAGUUUGUCUUAUGAAAUAUCAAUCAAUGUAUAAUAUUGCAAUUACAGGUAUUUUAGAUGUAAAUACAGCCAAUUCCAUUUUAUUGACCAAUGGUGAUGAUGGGUAUACUGAUAAUGGUCAAAUUCCACCAGGAUUUAAAUACAAGGUUCAUGUACCAGUCUAUCGUAAUAGAUCGAUUGAAACCACUGCAACUCUUUACGAUGACCAAUUAAAUGUAUUACAUUCAUUCACUGUUAGAACAGAGGGUCAACUCAAUACCGAUGGUAGUGCCAUGAAUCAAUUCUGUGGUGAUGGUGCCACUCCAACCGGUCUCAUGACAUUUGAUCUCAACUCUGCUGAACCUGAUCCUGCUGCUUUUGGACCAUACCCAGUGAAUCGUGCCGUUCAAGGUAUUGCUGGCAAUGCAUUCCUCCUCAUUAGCAAUGUUCGUGAUGGUAUUCUUAUGCAUACUGGUCAAUGGACCGGUUGGAACCCUUCCAUGCCUAUGCCAAACUCUCAUGGUUGCGUACACGGUCAUCCAGAAGACAUUGACACUGUUUGGAAUAUUCUCACCUCUAAUCUCAACGUUUACGUUCGUAAUAAUACUUUUGGUGCUUUACCAUACCUUUAUCAACCACAAGGUGUAUUAUCUAUUGAAUUAAUUGAUUAG
Molecule: messenger RNA, 861 nt
Organism: Cavenderia fasciculata
Lineage: Eukaryota; Evosea; Eumycetozoa; Acytosteliales; Cavenderiaceae
Exons: 3
Coding region: 1-861 (286 amino acids)
Molecular function (GO): transferase activity
Source: RefSeq, a predicted model, not a curated record